Molecule: messenger RNA, 4371 nt
Organism: Grus americana (Whooping crane)
Lineage: Eukaryota; Metazoa; Chordata; Aves; Gruiformes; Gruidae
Gene: CRLF2
Product: cytokine receptor like factor 2
Exons: 9
Coding region: 180-1316 (378 amino acids)
Biological process (GO): cytokine-mediated signaling pathway
Cellular component (GO): external side of plasma membrane
Molecular function (GO): cytokine receptor activity; protein binding
Source: RefSeq, a predicted model, not a curated record
CAGAUCCCAUGGCUCACAGGCGGCUUUUCAGUUUGUGGACUGGGAUCAUCCAUAUUUGAAAAAAGUCAAACCAGUCAUUUCCUCCUGUUCCCUCCAGCCUCUGGUAUAAAGUGAUCAAAUGGUAAAGUCCAGAGAUUACGAUUACUCAUCUCUUCACUGGCUGUUGUGUCGUUCUAACCAUGAGACUCGUCUUUCAAGCAUGUUCAGUGAUCUUCACACUGGGCAACCUGGUGGCUUCUCAGUCACAAUCUCCUGGUUGGAAAGAUGCCAUCAGCACUACAAUAAUCAAUUUCAAUAAUGAGAAGAUGCAGAUCACAUGGGCAGCGAGAGAACUAUUUCCCAGUGAGAAUGUGUCAUUUUCUUAUACAUUUGAUGAAGGCAAGCACAAAGUUUGGAAGCCAUGUCCCACCUAUUUAUUGGAUCAAGAUUAUAAUUCUGGAUGUCUUUUUAAGACAGAAGGACCCACCCUUGCCAUCUCUAUCAGGAACAACAAUGGAAGUGAAGAAUUUUUUUCUAAAAGACUAAAAUCUGACUUUUAUAUAAAGCCCAAUCGACCAGAAAAUGUAACCUUCUUCUGGAAAGAGGACACUGUAACUGUAAGCUGUAAUAAACCAGAGAGAGCUGUGAAGUGCUUGAGACUUGAGCUUCAAUACAAAAGCAAGUUUGACAAAGACUGGCAAUCCAGAACUUCUAAGUGUUGCAGUGUUGGAGAGCAAGGCUUUGAUCCAAGGAAAUGCUAUUCUUUCCGGGUCAGACUGAAGAGACUAGUACCCCACUGCAACGUAGUUAAUUACAGCAGUGAUUGGGAAGCAGAAACAUUUUGGAUGAAUGGCACAUUAUUAGAUUCAUGUGAUGAUGAUAUAAAAUCUCAGUCCAACAUGGUAAUUGUUUUAAGUUGUUUGCUGGCAGUACUUCUAAUGAUACUUACCCUCUUGAUUCUUCUGUGUAAAUGGCAGAGGCUUCAGAAGUCAUUCAUGCCUGCUAUACCAGCUCCAAAAUGCAUAUUUGCCGAUCUCUUCAAUGAUCAUAAUGGAAACUUCCAGGAAUGGAUAAACAAAACUGAUCAUGUAAUGGUACAAACCAAGCUAGAAUAUGAAGAACCAGAGUGCAUCAUUGAGGCAGAAAGCCAGCAAGAAGAUGAGAAGAAUAGCGACAAACAGGUGCCUCAAGAAAAAAUCUUCAGUUUCUCAAGAGCAGCUGAAAAUAAUGACCCCAAAGCAGCUCAGAUUGCCUGCCUGAUGCCAACAUCCAACACUAUAGCUUCUUUUGCUGGCUUCCAGAUUUUAAUGAAUGAUGACAUGUAUGUGAUGUUAUAAAAUUUGCAUAAUGCAGAAGGUGUUAGGAAAUUACAUAAAAGAUCUUGAUGGGUUUAGGGGAGUAGCUGAAUAGAAGUUUGUCAUGAGUAGACUCGCAUCAAGAAAGACACUAGGCUGUGUUAUCUGGUUUCAGAUCUUUUCUUUCCCAGGACUUAUGACCACUUGGGCAGGCUCAGUGUUUGAAAUAAAUGCCUAAUAAUUUAUAGAGUUAGAAUUUGUUGUUCUAAUUGGGGUUUCUCUCUAAGACUAAACCGAGCACCAUUUUCCUGCUAUGGACAGGAGACGACAAGAGCUCCUCCAUAAUACAUGUUCACAGAGCCAAGACACAGUCCUUGCGCUUAUGGAGGAUACAGAGUAGUGAAAACUACUCUGUUAUUCUUCCCAAAUGAAGAGAGAAAAUAAAGGGAUUUUUCUGCUAACGGUUUUUGUCUCACAAAGACCAGACCAUAUAGUGCCCAUUUUCACAGGGAUAGGAUAUUGCUUUGCAAGUCCUCCUUAGACUAGAAGUGCAUGCUUUCACAAUGCUUCUCCCAUUGUGAAACUUUGUGCUGCAUGGCACACAUCAAAGGUUUCAUAAAGAGAAAGAAUGUCUAAGAACGGAAGAGUGAGGAUGUACAGUAUUGAGUCACUUUUUAUCAUAGAAUCAUAGAAUGGCCUGGGAUGGAAGGGACCUUAAAGAUCAUCUACUUCCAACCCCCCUGCCACGGGCAGGGACAACCUCCACUUGACCAGGUUGCCCAAAGCCCCAUCCAGCCUGGCCUUGAACACUUCCAGGGAUGGGGCAUCCACAGCUUCUCUGGGCAACCUGUUCCAGUGCCUCACUGACCUCACAGUGAAGAAUUUCUUUCUAACAUCUAAUCUAAAUCCACCCUGUCUUUAUAGGAGAGGUGCUCCGGUCCUCUGUUUACCUUCAUGGUCCUCUUGUGGACUCACUCCAACAGCUCCAUGUCCUUCUUAUGUUGGAGGCCCCAGAGCUGGAUGCAGUACUCCAGGUGGGGUCUCAUGAGAGCAGAGUAGAGGGGCAGGAUCACCUCCCUCGACCUGCUGGUCACACCUCUGUUGAUGCAGCCCAGGACACGGUUGGCUUUCUGGGCUGCAAGCGCACACUGCCGGCUCAUGUCCAAUUGUUCAUCCACCAGUACCCCCAAGUUCUUCUCCUUAGGGCUGCUCUCAAUCCAUUCUGCACCCAGGCUGUAUUUGUGCUUGGGAUUGCCCUGAUCCUUGUGCAGGACCUUGCACUUGGCCUUGUUGAACUUCAUGCAGUUCACACAGGCCCACCUCUCCAGCCUGUCAAGGUCCCUCUGGAUGGCAUCCCUUCCCUCCAGGGUGUUGACUGCACCACACAGCUUGGUGUCAUCAGCAAACUUGCUGAGGGUGCACUCGAUCCCACUGUCCAUGUCGCCAACAAAGAUGUUAAACAGCAUCUGUCCCAGUACUGACCCCUGAGGAACACGACUCAUCACUGAUCUCCACCUGGACAUCAAGCCAUUGACCGCAACCCUUUAAGUGUGACCAUCCAGCCAAUUCCUUAUCCACCAAGUUGUCCAUUCAUAUCCUACAAGUAGUGCUGUGUAGGCAGCUUCCUUUAGAACAGUGCGGCUUCAUGGGCCUCCUCUGAGAUCAAGUCCUCAGUAUCUGACAGUCUUUGUAUGACUAAGCAACUUCUUCUAGAAAGCUGAGGUUCAUUUUGAACAAUAUUUAUAUUUAACUGAGUCACAUUUAUUUCUAACUGCUUUUUAGUGCAGUUAGCAGCUGUAGAUCCAAAUUAGACCUUCGUAUUCACAUUACAUAUGCCACUCUCUUGUUCUUAAACUAUGUUCUAGUGUUUUCUAAGCAUACUAUCUUCCAAAAUAUGUUCGAUUUUAAAUUUAAAAUGCAAUAUACUAUGCAAUUAGACCUCAGGGAAAAAAAAAAUCUGUACUGUUCUGUGAGUUUCCCUGUAUCACUCAGGUUACUUACUGUUUGAAAGCAAAUUUUGUAAAAAAGUUUAAGUGCUAAAUGCAUCUAUGAUAUGGGUAAGGCCUUGUAGAUAUACUGUGACUAUGGGUUGAAUUAGCUCCAGUUAUUUACCUGGAUAUCAGUCAGUCAUUAAAUUACUAUAUCAGUUGACUAAGCUUUGCCAAUUGCAUACUUUCAUUGACUAAUUUGUAGUGUAACUUGGAAAUUGCACAUAUCAGAAAAUUAGUAAAAUAUUUUUAAUUCAGUGCUUAAAAAACAUCAACUCCAGAUCUCCUUGGGAGUAGUAAACAGUAAUAGGGGUCAUCAGGUCUCAAAAUCUGUGUCUAGGUGACCCAGUUUGUUCUGCAAGGAAAAAUCCAGAAAUUUUCUAGCCAAAUACUGGGAAACAUAACUGGAAGGAUAGUUCAGGCACAUCCCCCAAGUUUUGCUUGACCUCAGAUUUGAUUGUUCCCUAACAAGAUUAACAUGCUAGCAAAGAAUUUCCCAUAAUCCUGAAAACCUUUCUGCCUUUUCCUAUCUAAUGCAGAUGUGCAAGUUCUGAGGGACCUUUAGUAUACCCCACAUUUCUGGAAAUUUUUUUAUAAAGGUAACCAUGCAAAGUUUCAAUAGCACGACAAGCAAUGGAUUUUAAACUAAUGCAAGCUGUAUAUAAUUUGAUGAGCAGAAUCUAGCUCAGCUCAGCCCUUCUCAGCUGAUAUAAAUUGGCACUAUAGCAUGAGAACCAAAGACGUUGCACCAGCUUACAACAGAUAAAAGGCUGUUCCAGUAAUGACUCAAACAACAAAGUCGGAAGUAAAGCCCAGAACGUAUUGCUUAGUUACUGCAUGUUUGAUUCACACAUACAUAUGGUUGUCUACAGAGCUAGCUAGCUAGCUACCUUAAUUAAACCACUUUCUGUUGAGCAAAUACUUUUCUGUUUGAAUUCAAAAUCUUUUAGUAUAUUUUCCUGAAAUUUUACUCUGGAAAAAAAAAAAUAAGACAGUCAUGUUGAAGUGUGCUGUUUAAGCAGUGUUCCUGAACUGAAACAUUAUAGUAAUUUGAGUUUUUAUUACAAACAAUAACAUCUUGUAUUAUAUUUUAAAGACAUAAAGGUUAU